This is a messenger RNA of Zonotrichia leucophrys gambelii, 3301 nucleotides long. RefSeq names its product trypsin-like. NCBI's taxonomy places the organism in Eukaryota, Metazoa, Chordata, Aves, Passeriformes, Passerellidae. Gene Ontology annotation, molecular function: serine-type endopeptidase activity. Gene Ontology annotation, biological process: proteolysis. Bases 300 to 905 code for a protein of 201 amino acids. The transcript is spliced from 7 exons. The record is from RefSeq and is a predicted model, not a curated record.
CUCACAUGCUCGCAGAGAUGCUGGGACUGCAUCCUGCAUCCUUCUGCUUUUCCAGACCUGAGACUUCGCACACUGCUGUAUGCCCUGAGAAGUCUCAGUGAGGUCAAGACAGCCCCAGACAAGUAAACAGGGGCUGCUCAACCCCAAUGUUGAGGAAGCAGAAGACCAAAUUUUGUUUCCUGAGACACGAUGCCUCUGACUGCUCCCUACAAGAGCUGCAGCUGCGCACAGUUACACACCUGUGAGCAGCAGCUCCCACGUCCAGUCAGUCAGUCUGGGUUUGAGGUCGAAUCGAGACCAUGAAGUGCCUGCUGCUUCUCGCCUUUAUUGGGGUGGCUGUUGCCUUCCCCACCUUUGCUGAAGACGAUGAUGACAAGAUUGUGGGAGGCUACACCUGCGCACAGAACUCUGUGCCCUAUCAGGUGUCCCUGAAUUCUGGAUAUCACUUCUGUGGAGGUUCCCUCAUCAGCAGCCAGUGGGUCGUGUCAGCUGCUCACUGCUACAAAUCUCGCAUCCAAGUGCAGCUGGGGAAACACAACCUGGGGCUCACUGAAUCCACACAGCAGUUUAUCAACUCUGCUAAAGUCAUCCGGCACUCUGGCUACAGCUCCUACACCCUGGACAACGACAUCAUGCUCAUCAAGCUGGCCAGCCCAGCCAAGCUCAGCAAAGCUAUCCAGGCCAUUGCUCUGCCUACCAGCUGCGUGGCCGCCGGCACCACCUGCCUGAUCUCCGGCUGGGGCAACACUCUCAGCAGUGGCUCUAACUACCCGGAUGAGCUGCAGUGCCUGAAGGCUCCUGUCCUCACUGACCAGCAGUGCUCUGAUUCCUACCCUGGGCAAAUUACCAAGAACAUGAUGUGUGUCGGAUACGUGGAGGGAGGAAAAGACUCCUGCCAGUGUUAGCCCUGGAACAGUCUCCAGACAUGGUGAUCAAAGAAGGCCAGUCUGUGAAUCUGGAAUGUUCCAACAAGAAAUCCUCCAGCACAGCUAUUUACUGGUUCAUGCUGCCUUCAGAGAAGAAUUCCAGUCUAACUCUACUGGCAUCUGCAAUACAGGGUAGUAAUGCAGCAGUGGAGAAGGGUUUUGAGAACCAUUUCAAGAGCAGCAAGAUAAAAGGAGACAGUAUCACCCUCUCAAUAGAACACACCUUUCUCAAUGACUCUGGCACAUACUACUGUGCUGAGAGUGAUCACAGUGGUGAGACUGCUGAGGGAGCUGAGCACAAACCAGUCCCUGCACAAACAGGACCUGCUUUCCAUUUGUGGCUGCUGCACGAGGCAGGGUGAUCACUUCUCACUCAUUUGGUGCUCUGCUUCCUGGCCUUGCCUUCCUCCUCUUCUCAGAUGCUGACAGUUUAUUUCUCCAGCCUUCUCUCCUUGCUGCUCCAGGCCUCCCUCGGCAUUUCAGUCUUAUUUGCACUACAUUUGCUUCUGUCAGCCCUUCUUCUCUCUGUCUCCCUUCCCUUCCCUUCCCUAGCUUUUUUUUUCUGUCUUCAAUCUGCACUCCAUUGUCCUCCUCUUACUUAACUCCAGUCAACCCUGCUCAUACUUCUAACUGUGAAAUGGAGGAAGUGCUUGUGGGGGAAGUUCUUGGUGCACCUGUGCAUGAAGGCAAGGCCUGGCAGGUGUGGCAGUAGCCAGCACCGUGUGGCAGCUGCCCACAUGCUCCUCUGUUCCAGCGCCUUGUCUGUGGUUGUUCUGUGGUCAAGCAAUAGGAACAGCAGAGCACAAGCCUGUGCUUGCUCUGGUAAAGUGUUCAGUGGAUCCCUAAGUCCUUCAUGUAGAGUGGUGUCUGGGGCAGGAUCCACCUGCCUUCCAGCCCUUGAUCCACAUACAGUUUAUCUUCAGCAAAUGGAGGAUAAAAAUUACAGGUUACAUUAGCAAGCUGAGCAGAUAACAGGAAUUUCCCACAGGUUACAGUAUUCUAUACAUCAGAGACUCAGAUGAAGGGUAAAGAGUGUCCUUAUAAAGUUCUCUGAUAACACCCAGUUAGGAGGAGUUUCUGAUACCUGAGAAGGCCAUGCAGCCCUUCAGAUGGGCCUUGACAGGUUAGAGGGAUGGGCAGAGGGGGAUAUUCUGGAAUUCAAGAAAAGCAAAUGCAGGAUUUUAUGUAUUUUACGUAUUUUAAAAUACGUAAUGAACCAGCACAGGCUGGCGUCUGAUCUGAUGGUGAACAGCUCUUCAGAAAAGGACCUGGGUCUUGGUGGACAAGAAGGUCUCUGUGAGUCAGCAAUUUCUCCUGGUGGCCAAGAAACCAGUGGUGUCCUGGGAUGCAUUAGAAAGAGCAUUGCUGGGAUGCAUUGCCAUCAGGGGGAAGAAGGUCGGGCUCCACUCAGUGGAGUCUGCAGUGCUGUGUCCUGUUCUGGGCUCUCUGGUGCAAGAGAGACAUGGAGCUCAUGCAGAAUGUCCAGGACAGGAGAUGAAAGGUGUUUAGUAGAGUGGAGCAUCUCUUUAGAGAACAAAGCCUGAGGGAGCUGGGCAUGUUCUACCUUGAGAAGAAACAACUCAGUGGCCAACUCAUCAAUGUCUACAAGUACUUGUAAGAAGGGUUCCUAGUGGUGGAUCCAGGUUCUUCACUGUGAUGCCAAGCACGAGGACAAGCAGCAAAGGGCAGAAAAUUAUGCACUGGUAGUUCCAUCUGCAUCUGCGAUAAGAACUCUGCACAUUUGAAGACAGUUCAAUGCAGCAGAUUGCCCAAAGGUGUUGUGGAGCCUCUCUCUCUGGAGAUAUCCCAGAACCAUCUGGAUACAGCUAUGUGCCAUUUGCUCUGGGAUGACUCUGCUGGAGCACGGAGGUUGGAGCAGUGACCCCCUGAGGUCCCUUCUUGGCUGGCCCAUCCCAUGAUUCUGUCCUGCAUAACACACACCCCUGCACAGCACAGGCCUGCUCAGGGCACUCCAGGUGCUUCCCAUCCUGCACAUUCCAAUGCUAACAUCCAAGCUUCCCAGGAUCUAAACAAAGGGCCCCACACAGCAGCCAUGCCUGUUCAACAUCACUGACUCCUCAAAUCCUGUGUCUUCUCCUGUGGAGACCCUGGGGGAGCAUUCCCUAGGGUCGUGAGACAGAAGAAGCUUCCCUCCAAAAGCUGUCAGAGCCCAUUGGCUCCUUCCCCUAUUCCUAUGUCUGUUCCUGUGUCCCUGAGCCGCUUGUCCCUAUUCUCUGAUUGACCAUCACCUUUGUACUGCCCCAAGACCAGGGUCAGCACCCAGGCCCCUGUAGAGAGACAGGGAGAGUCUCUGUGCUGGGGUGCUGGGACCUGAACAUCUCACCACGUGGCUAAAUAAACAUUUCUUGAUAUUA